AUGUUCAGCUGGUUCCCCAUCUUUUUCCCACUGAGGAAACCUGUGGAGGUUCACGGUGAUUCUCCAUUAGAAGUACAUUUUUGGAGGUGUUGUGGUUCGUUGAAGGUUUGGUAUGAAUGGUCGGUGUCUUUGCCUACUCCAUCUCCGAUGCACUACACUAAUGGCCGUUCCUACUGGGUUGGCCUUUAG
Eruca vesicaria subsp. sativa (arugula) is the source of this 189-nucleotide messenger RNA. Lineage: Eukaryota; Viridiplantae; Streptophyta; Magnoliopsida; Brassicales; Brassicaceae. The record is from the annotation of a GenBank genome assembly.